UGUUAUCAAAAUAGCAUUGAAUUCGGGAGAUGUUUCGCAAGCAUUAAUGACUUGCAUCUUGAGGAGUGGUGCUUCAAGAAUAUCAAACAAACAGUCGGUUAGAGUACAAACAAAUGCUGGGAAUAUUAAACACAAUAGACGAAAUUGCCCUGUUUACCGGUUGAAAAGCAUGCAAAGAAAGGACAGUUUAGUGAAUUGUUGUGGCUUAUUAGGAAGUGCGCUAUUGCGAUGAUAAAAGCACAGUUUCCUAGAAUUGUGGGAGUUCUAUUCGAGGCAAUAAAUAGUAAUAUUUCAGAACGUCGAUUUUUAUAUAGGACUUUGUAGUCAGUACAUACGAAGCGACUCAUUAUAAUAGUUGAUUUACGGAGUAAAAAGUGUGUGCCGUGACAGUUACGUGGUAGGCGAGCGAACAAUUUCUGGGAAGAGGAUUUUCUGAAUUCGAGAUGGAUACUGAAAAAAGCCCCCAAAAUGGAACCGUCACUGAGUUGGAGACUUUUCUGCCCAAAGACAACUCAGAAGCGAACGGAGUCACAAAGUACAAGGUUAAGGGCGACGACUUCGAGGCUCUUAACUAUGAAUUCGACCCUUUCAAGGCCCGCCAACUGGAACACCCAGUAUCAAACAUGGAUACUCUCACGCACUUGCUCAAGGCCUCACUGGGAACUGGCAUCUUGUCCAUGCCUGCAGCCUUCAAGGCCUCAGGGUUGGUCAUGGGAAUUUUCUCCACCAUUCUGGUCUCGGCCAUCUGCACGCAUUGCUCCUACAUUCUAGUGGUUUGCGCCCAUGAGCUCUACAGAAGAUCGGGCAAGACUCAGAUGAGCUUUUCUGAUGUUGCGGAGCAAGCCUGCAGGAAUGGACCGAAGUGGGCUCAUAAACUCGCGGUACCAGCAAGAUUAAUUGUGUUGAUUGGAAUCUUUAUAACGUAUUUCUUCACCUGCUCGUGCUACUGCGUCAUCAUAGCCAAGAACAUGAACUAUGUACUCGAACACUAUUUGCACUAUGAGGUCAACAUUCGGAUGUUGAUCGCGAUGCUUCUGAUACCGCUGAUUCUUCUGGCCUACGUUCCGAACCUCAAAUAUCUGGCUCCCUUUUCCAUGGUUGCAAACGGCUGCAUGGCAGUGGGUCUGGGAAUCACUUUCUACUACUUGGUCGCUGACAUCCCACCAAUCAGCGAUAGGCCGCUGGUCGCGAAUAUUUCCACUCUGCCAAUUUCCGCCAGUAUUACCAUGUUUGCAAUUGAGGCCAUUGGAGUCGUUAUGCCAUUGGAGAACCACAUGGCUUCGCCUCAGAGCUUUACUGGACUAUGCGGCGUGCUGAACCAAGGAAUGUCUUUCGUCACCCUCAUCUACGUUCUCCUGGGCUUCUUUGGCUAUUUGCGCUAUGGGGAUGCAACCGAAGGUUCUAUUACCUACAAUCUACCUGAGGAUGCCAUACCAGCUCAAAUAGUCAACAUCCUGAUUGCAAUCGCCGUUUUCUGCACCUUUGGAUUGCAAUUCUAUGUCUGCUUAGAUAUCGGCUGGAACGGACUAAAAGACAAAUGCACAAAACACCCAGUACUAGGCCAGUAUAUGAUGCGAACUGCUAUGGUCAUUAUUUGCGUGGCAAUUGCGAUUGCGGUGCCCACAAUCAUCCCGUUCGUCUCCCUUAUUGGUGCGUUCUGCUUCUCGAUUCUUGGUCUUAUUGUGCCUGUGGGCAUCGAAAUAAUCACCUUUUGGGGCAAAGGAUUCGGCGCCUACAACUGGAAGAUCGUUAAGGAUGCGGUAGUGGUGGUGGUUGCCAUUUUGGCUUUUAUUUUUGGCUCGAAAAUGGCCAUCCAGGAUAUUGUCGAACUGUAUCGGAAAUGAUUAAGGUAAUUUCCGGUCUUAGGUACUUUGAUUUGAUGAGUGCGUUUAGGUUUAAAUGAAACUUCAAAAGUUCCUGCAGUUACAGUUUUUGGAACCCUCCAACUGUAAACGAUUAAUUCCAUUUUUUUUUUAACUUUAAGUCCAUUAAGUAGGUCGACCGUUUUAAACAUUAGCGAUCGCCGGGCGAAUGACCCAGAUUAACUUCACCUGGAUAAUGGCUGUGAUUUAUUUAGAUAAGCCUCGAUCUAAGUGCCUGUAGUCCAAAACUCCUGAAUGGGUUGAUUUCUUGAUCAUCAUGCGAACGAGGUGAUUUAUCUGGGACCUUCUCACUUUGAUGCGCAUCUCGAUAUUUUAAAUUCUGGACCAAAUUCUCUUCGAAUAUCUCCUCCCAAUCUAAGUGCCUUGUUGGGCAGGAUGUGCAGUGGGCGUUGUAUAAGCUAGUUGGGUGAAACAGGGUUUAGUUUUUAGUUUCAUUGUAACUGCACUUCAUAGGACGGAUCAAAAUAACACAUUUUUAAGUAAAUCAAUCAAGACUUGAUUUAGAACUUAUUUUCAGUUAUUUUGUGCCACCCUGCAUGCGUUAGCUCUCUAUCCACACCAGUUAUGGAUGGGACUCAUUCACAGUUCAUUUGUUGAACGGCGCAGUUCUGAUGUUAAAAAAUACCAUAUAAAGGCGCCUAAAGCACCGAUAGUUUAUCGUUAUUAAGUAAAUUGGCCAAGCAAGAUUCAAAUGCAUUUAUUGGCAUAUCAAGGCCAGCAUUUUGGAGUGAUGUUUUCACUAUUGACCGAAAUUGCCCAGAAACAAAUUAGCGUUAUUAAAAAAAUGCCUGAUUACUUCAGUUGGUGCUGGGCAUCCGAAAACAGGCGUAUUUAAUUAUUUAGUCUACUUUUUACACAGCCGUACAAUUUAUUGUUAACAGCCGACUUACCAACGAAUCACUUGAACCGGUGGUGAUAAACUCAAUCUACAUGUUUUUGGAUACAUUUUUUUAGUAAUAAUAAACCAUAUUUAUCAA
Molecule: messenger RNA, 2860 nt
Organism: Dendroctonus ponderosae (mountain pine beetle)
Lineage: Eukaryota; Metazoa; Arthropoda; Insecta; Coleoptera; Curculionidae
Gene: path
Product: proton-coupled amino acid transporter-like protein pathetic
Exons: 8
Coding region: 444-1844 (466 amino acids)
Biological process (GO): amino acid transmembrane transport
Cellular component (GO): vacuolar membrane
Molecular function (GO): amino acid transmembrane transporter activity
Source: RefSeq, a predicted model, not a curated record